UUCACACAAUAAAUAUUCAUUACAAGUCUCACCCCAAAUCAAAUGAUUCAUCUCCCACCACCAUCACUAAACAAAGAAAGCCAAUCAAUUUGUCAGUGUCACACUCAUCUGCUUGCUUCAAUUAUCAAUUUUUGAAGGAUAUAGUAGCAGGUAACCAUCAGUUUCAAUCCACUUUUCUUUCAACAUUCAGAAUCAACCAAAAAAGAGAUGACAAAGCUAGGAAUUAACAAAGAUUCACAUUUGGUCUCAAAAACCAAGCCAAAGAUCAGGAUAAUUCAUGUGUAUACUCCAGAAAUCAUCAAAACUGAUGCUGCAAAUUUCAGAGAGUUGGUUCAAAGGCUCACAGGAAAGCCAAAAGAAGAAGGAACAGGUGGAAGCAAGUCCGAAACUGCACUAACCAAAGAACCAAUGGAUUCACACCCCAAGAAGGCCAUGAUCAUGCAAGAUGAAGAGGAGUUUCUGAGUCUACAAAAUGGGACAAGGCUAAAGAAUGAACAUAAAGAGGAGGAAGUUCAAGAUGAUGUGUGGAGGUCAAAGUCAAACGAGAAGUUCAGUGGUUUCCUUGAUGGGUUCUCAGAAUUGGAUGGUUUUAUGGAAGAGUUAAGUACUUUGCCUGCAGGGAAUCAAAAUUAAGGCCUGUGUUUUUUAUAUGCUGUUAUGUGUCUAUCUUUUCGAUAUGAACAAAUUUAUCAUGAAAAUGAGUCACUGAAGAACUGAUGCUUCUCCCAAUUGUAGCUAGAUUGAGUAUUGACAAUUACCUUGGUUCCGAUACAGUACAUGUGUAUUGAUCUCAAUUAGUCCUUUGGAUGCUUAAGGAUUGUAGUGAGUAUUCAUUAACAUUACAUGCCAUAAUACUUUGUUGUGGGUAUAAUAGUUGUCUUAUUGCA
This is a messenger RNA of Glycine soja, 887 nucleotides long. RefSeq names its product VQ motif-containing protein 17-like. Bases 208 to 633 code for a protein of 141 amino acids. The transcript is spliced from 2 exons. Gene Ontology annotation, cellular component: nucleus. The record is from RefSeq and is a predicted model, not a curated record. Lineage: Eukaryota; Viridiplantae; Streptophyta; Magnoliopsida; Fabales; Fabaceae.